This is a messenger RNA of Apis florea (little honeybee), 2305 nucleotides long. RefSeq lists its product as uncharacterized. The record is from RefSeq and is a predicted model, not a curated record. Lineage: Eukaryota; Metazoa; Arthropoda; Insecta; Hymenoptera; Apidae.
UGCGAUUACGUUAUCCGAGGCCGAUCUUCAAAGCUUAACGUAUAUUUUACUCAUCGUCCUGUCUGGAGCCUACCUUAUCGCGCUCUCCAUUGAUCUAAUUAGCCAAUUCGGAGGAGGAGAAUUGGGCGGGAUACCGAUAUUUCUGUUCACGUUACUGGGCACGAUAUUAUUCGCCGUAACUGGAAUUCUUUUGUUACUUUUUACGUUUACUCCGUGGUACAUAUUAACGGUAGCGUGUCUUUCCGUUUUCAUGUUCAUUCUCUUUGUGAUCCAAUUAGCACUCAUACUGAUGUAAGUUUCCACGUUUUAUAUCGAAAUUAUAAAGUUUUCCAACGCUGUAUGUUAUCUUGUUGCCAGAUUUUGGAAACGUAACUGUAAUAUCUGCCAAGUGUGCUCUCCCCUGUGCGAGGUGUAUCUCUACAAUCUAGACGGUCAAACAUGACCUAAUGACCAGCGUGAGCCAGAUCAAAUUAUACGACGACGGCCAAGAGGUUGAUCACACUUUCAGAAAAGUUGCACAGGCAAACCGGCGACAAUACAUGGAUUCUUCAAUCAGCGCUCAGAAAUUAUGCCACGUGGAUGCUGCUGACAUUCAAACGGAACAUUAUCCGAUAGCGAUAGCACAAAAUCAGACUCUUCAAGAAAUGAGAGAGAUGGACGUGCAAACAUUGAGCAAGUGUGAGCUGUGCCAUCAACAGAUACAACUUUGCGCAAGUUCCUCAGCUUUGAUCAAGAAUCAAUUUCAAUGCGCAACUUGUCCCGCGUUUAUACAGCUUUUUAAAGGAAUGUCUUGUUCAAAAUGUGUUACAGGUAUGAUGCAGACGUCACGACAGAACCGGCAGCUACAGGUACACCAACCGAAAUUUGACAGGGAAACGAUGAAGGGAAGAAAUUUGAUACGACCCACGAAGAGAAAGAAUUCCGGCGAAAUGUUGACGAGUGGCCAGCAACAAGAUUUGAAAGAUUGCUCAUCAAUGAUCACCAAACUCACUCUCGCUUCGUGCUGUGCCCCGUCGGAAAAAACUCACAUAACGAGUCAAACUGCAUCGAAAACAAAAAACAGCAAAGAGAGAUUGAAGAGAACGAAACUGAUCACGUUGAACAGAGACAGAAAGAAGAUAAUAAAAGUAAGAAGGUCGAGGACUUCUUCAUCGAGUAAGACCUCGCAACAAAACUCCUAUUCUCAAAUAAUUGAAAAUGGAAAUAAGGUGUUGGAGAACGUGUCCGAAAAUUCUAUCGUGUUGAUACCGGCCAACGAUUCGAAAUCGGUGGACGAGAUCCAUAGAAUAGUGAGCAUAGGAUGUAAGAACAAUCCUCAUCCGUCCACCGACUCCAAUCGAAUGGAGGAACGGUUGCACGAGAUAGAAGACACGAAUAAGGAGAGAACGUCGCAAUCUGACAACGAGACGAGGCUGAUCGUAGCAAAUAAAAGAGCACCGAUCGAGAAGCAAAUAGAGAUCACGAACGAGUGCCAAGGUACGUGCGACACGAUGCAUUCGAAGGUCACGAUUAAAUCGGAAACAAGAACCACGAAUUCGAAGAACCCGGGCAAGAAUCCUGCAGCAAGGAGGCAACCGCGGAGAAAAAUAGAGAAAUUGCAGCAAACCGAAUUGAUAAAUAGACGUGAGAAUGAAACGCAGACCGUAGAUGAUUUAGAAACAUUAUCGAGAGGUAAAAGAAGUUACACGAAAGGUCUUCGAAAAAACAGGGUGAAACCUGCCGAUGCAUCAGGUAGCGAUAUAAGUAUCACGCUUGUGCCAUCGUCUAAUCCCAACUCGGCACCUUCCAUCCAUAAAAACAAAAAACUCGGUCUACAGAACAGCGCUUCGUUGCACGAGAAAUACAUUAAUAUUUGCCCAGCUUGUAAAAGGCCGCAGGUACCCCUGAAGACGCCUCCCUUUCAGUAUUACUCCGUUAACAAGGAUAAACGAGGACGAUUCUAUUGCGACAAUUGUGCACCCCCAGCCUCGAUUAAGGUAUCGUUCAAAAGGACGGAUCAACAACGUUUAAAAUGCUGCACAUGCGGCAAUUAUUUACGUCUAAAGAACAGUCAGACACCUCGAUACAAAUCUGACCAUUGUCCACAGUGUGAUUUAUCGUUAUCACGUAAUAUUUCAUCGACGUAAAUUUUUCGAUAAACUCGACGAGAUAUUCAUUGUAUCAUCACACUUAGAUAAUUAAGGAAGACCAAUCCAUGUGUACAUAUAAACGAGAAUUUUAUACUAAACGAUCGUGCGGAAAUAUAAUAGACAGUGUAGUAACAAAUCGGCGCAAAAUGCUCAAUCACAACAAAAAAAAAAAAAAA